UAACAAGCAUCACUGCAGAUAUUUAUUAAGAAAAGGAGCCGCAGGUCUGCGGGGAGGAGGAACUCACUCUGCGGGGAAGAGGAACCCACUCUGCGCGCAGGAGUUUCCUUGUUUGCGCCACAGGGACACUGGGCGAAGACAGCAUGUGGACUCUGGCUAAUCAGUUGGUUCUAAUCGGAUUUUACCUUCAGGUAACCACAUGCUACCCAUCAUGCACUUUGUACGGACUCCUGGCUGAUUGUGGCUCACGGGAAUACUACUGGAUUCCGGCUCUGCCUCCAAACAUCACACACCUCUACCUGCAGAUGAACUACAUCAGGGAGAUCAACAGCAGCUCGCUCAGGAGCUAUGAUCAGCUGCGAGAGUUAGAUCUUGGAAUGCAGAACGUGCAGCUUUUCAUAAGGAACAACGCUUUCCUCAGGCAGAGAAGAUUGACAAGGUUGGUCCUAGGUGCCAAUAUCGGCCUCCAGAUGGAGCCGAGGGCUUUCGCAGGACUGCUAAAUGUACAACACCUCUUUUUGGAUUAUUGCAAUUUGGCAGACUCCAUACUAGCAGACAGUUACCUGCAGCCACUUUGGUCCUUGGAAAUGCUCGACCUCUUUGGUAAUGAGAUAGUGAGAGUUCGACCAGGGCUGUUCUUUUCGAGACUUACAAAGUUCACACAGCUCAAUCUCACAUUGAAUCGGAUUGAACAAUUGUGUGAAGAUGAUCUUGUUGGUUUCUGGGGGAAAGACUUCAAACUCCUGAACUUGCAAUCCAAUAAGUUCUAUAUCAGCUAUAGUAAAGACUUUGACUGGGAGAGAUGCGGAAACCCUUUCAGAGGGAUGACUUUUAAAACCCUUGACUUAUCCAGCAAUGGGUUCAGCCUGAACACAGCAAGGCGAUUUUUCAACGCAAUAGAAGGUACUCCAAUUGCUCAUCUUAUAUUCUCUGGACCCAUGGGCAAAGGCUUCUCAUAUGACAACCUUCCCGACCCAGAUGAAAGCACAUUUAAAGGCCUAGUAAACAGUUCAGUUACUACUUUUGAUUUGUCUAAAAGUCAUAUAUUUGCUUUGCAGAGGGCUUUUUUAAGUCCUCUAAAGGAUGCGGUCAUUGUUGACAUUUCCAUGAACAAAAUCAAUCAGAUUAACAGAAAUGCCUUCAACGGUCUUCAGGGACAUUUACGAAUGCUCAACCUGUCUUCCAACCUUCUGGGUGAAAUAUACUCUCACACAUUCACCAAUCUGACGGACCUUCGGGUGUUGGAUUUAUCUUACAACCACAUUGGUGCAUUGGGAGACAAAGCAUUCAGUGGGCUUCCAAAAUUACGAGCAUUAUAUCUGACAGGAAAUUCACUGCGGAACCUGGGUUCCACAGCGCCAUUACCAAACCUAGAUUAUCUUUUUUUGAGAGACAAUAAACUGAAAUCUCUCUGGAAAAUCAAUCUAUUGGGCAACAACUGUAUCCACGUAGAUGUGACCGACAACAGAUUAACAAACUUGGAGGAUGUUUAUGAUAUUUUAAUUAAUUUCAAUCGUCUCAAGAAUUUCUUCUUUGGCGGCAACUUCAUCAAGUGGUGCGGAAGUCCAGAAGUUACAGUACCUCGUAAUAAUACAUUGCAGGUUCUGGAUCUUCACGACAGUUCCUUGCAUGCCAUUUGGGAGCAGGGGAAGUGCCUCGACCUGUUUGAUAAUCUAGAGAAUCUGCUUGGUCUCAAUUUAAGCCUCAACUCACUUGCGACUCUCCCAGAAGGGAUUUUCCGCGGCCUAGAGUCGAUCAUAGAGAUCGACCUCUCGUCCAAUGCUUUCACCUAUCUGCAGCCGGACAUCUUUCCGAUCGGCCUGAAGAGACUGGAUCUCUCAAACAACUUUUUAGCCUCCCCGGACCCGGCGACCUUUCGGUCUCUGCUCUUCUUCAGCCUGGCUGGGAAUCGGUUCCACUGCGAUUGCACCCUGGAGAGUUUUGUGAAGUGGCUGAACGCAACGAAUGUAACCUUUCUGAGCCCAAUUGAGGAGUACAGGUGUGAGUUUCCAGCCGCUCUCCAGAAUCUUCCUCUGCUGGAAUACUCUACGAUUGUCAAACCGUGUGAGGAAGACGACGAAAAGGCCGUCGGAGACCUUAAGUUUGCUCUCUUCGUAUUGUCCACUCUCCUCAUACUCGUCGUGGUCCUCAGCGGGAUCGUCUACGCCCGUCUCCGAGGGCGCAUAUUCAUCGUCUACAAAAAGAUCGUGGGUAGGGUUCUCGAGGGCCCAAAGCCGAUGCCUCCCGUGGACGAAGUGCAGCACGAUGCCUUCCUCUGCUUCAGCGACAAUGACUACGGCUGGGUGGAGGCCGCUCUGCUUCAGAAGCUGGACAGACAGUUUUCAGAAGAGAACCUCUUCCGCUGCUGUUUCGAGGCCAGAGACUUUCUGCCAGGAGAGGAUCACCUUUCAAACAUUAGAGAUGCCGUCUGGAGUAGCAGGAAGACGGUGUGCGUUGUCUCCAAAGAGUUUCUUAAAGAUGGUUGGUGCUUGGAGGCAUUCACUUUGGCCCAGGGCCGGAUGCUGGAGGAGCUGACGAACGUGCUGAUAAUGUUGGUGGUAGGGAAGGUGGCUCACUACCAGCUGAUGAAGUACAAGGCAGUCCGAGCUUUUGUCCAGAGAAGGGAGUACCUCACCUGGCCGGAGGACCCUCAGGACCUGGAGUGGUUUUAUGAGCGCCUCGUCUCACAGUUACUCAAAGACACCAAGGUGACAAAGCUGGCAGAGGAGGAACCUGAACCCGACAUCCGGCCUCACUACGAGGACGGGGUCCAGCUUGAGGACAUCCGGCCUUACUACGAGGACGGGGUCCAGCUUGAGGACAUCCAACCUCACCACGAGGACGGGGUCCAGCUUGAGGACAUCCGGCCUCACUACGAGGACGGGGUCCAGCUUGAGGACAUCCAACCUCACCACGAGGACGGGGUCCAGCUUGAGGACAUCCGGCCUUACGAGGACAGGGUCCAGCUUGAGGACAUCCAACCUCACCACGAGGACGGGGACCAGCUUGACAACAUAGCGGGGGCCCGGUGAGACCACUUGGCAGGAUGAGGACCAUGUUGGGUCUUACCACCUUACAGAGGAAGUAAAGGCAAAGACUGAAGUUGUGCAGAACCUGUUCUUUUUAUUUCAAUGUAUUUAGGUGAUCUGUGGUAAGAUAUUAAAUGAAUUCAUAUUUUUUAUUUUGUUAUGUAUUUUUUAUUGUCCACAUUUCCAGCACUUUAGUAAUGAUUACAGACAAUACAUGACUAAAUUAUUAUAUUGUUGGAAUCCAUAAUGUGUUAACUGAAUGAAAUGUUUUAAUGAUUAAAUUAAUAAAGUGUAAGCAGUACAGUAACAGUAAGCAU
Molecule: messenger RNA, 3346 nt
Organism: Cyclopterus lumpus (lumpfish)
Lineage: Eukaryota; Metazoa; Chordata; Actinopteri; Perciformes; Cyclopteridae
Product: toll-like receptor 5
Exons: 5
Coding region: 144-3032 (962 amino acids)
Biological process (GO): toll-like receptor signaling pathway; immune response; inflammatory response
Cellular component (GO): membrane
Molecular function (GO): protein binding; transmembrane signaling receptor activity
Source: RefSeq, a predicted model, not a curated record